AUGCUCCAGUUCAAUGGUACAGUCUUCAUGCCCUCAGCGCUGACACUGAUUGGGAUCCCUGGCCUGGAGUCUGUGCAGUUCUGGAUCGGCAUUCCCUUCUGUGCCAUGUACAUCGUUGCUCUAUUUGGAAAUUUUCUAAUCUUGGUCAUCAUCAAAUCUGAGCACAGCCUCCAUGAACCCAUGUAUCUCUUCCUGGCAAUGCUUGGAGUGACAGACAUUGCUCUCAGUACCUGUAUCCUACCCAAAAUGUUAGGGAUAUUCUGGUUCCAUUCACCAGAAAUACUUUUUGAUGCCUCUCUCUUUCAGAUGUGGCUCAUCCAUACCUUCCAGUGUACUGAGUCAGGUAUUCUGCUGGCCAUGGCCUUGGACCGCUAUGUGGCAAUCUGUGAUCCUCUGAGACAUGCAGCUAUUUUUACCCACAAACUCCUCACUCAGAUUGGGGCUGGGGUGACACUCAGAGCAAGUGUCCUUAUAGCUCUGUGUCUCAUCCUCAUCAAAUGCCGACUGAAACACUAUCGGACCACUGUGGUCUCCCAUUCAUUUUGUGAGCACAUGGCUAUUGUGAAGCUGGCAGCAGAAGACACUCGAAUCAACAAGAUUUAUGGUCUUUUUGUGGCUUUCAUUAUACUUGGAUUUGAUAUAAUCUUCAUCACACUCUCUUACAUUCGAAUAUUUGUAACUGUCUUCAAACUGCCUCAAAAGGAAGCUAGACUCAAAGCUUUUAACACUUGCAUUGCCCAUAUUUGCGUCUUCCUUGUGUUUUAUCUCUUGGGUUUCUUCUCCUCCUUUACACACAGAUUUGGGUUCCAUAUUCCAUCUUACAUUCACAUUCUUCUGUCCAAUCUUUACCUGCUUGUCCCACCUUUUCUCAAUCCUAUUGUUUAUGGUGUAAAGACCAAACAGAUUCGAGAUCAAGUGUCCAAGAUUUUUCACUUGAAGGAUCCAUCUUGA
Molecule: messenger RNA, 951 nt
Organism: Odocoileus virginianus texanus
Lineage: Eukaryota; Metazoa; Chordata; Mammalia; Artiodactyla; Cervidae
Product: olfactory receptor 52A5-like
Biological process (GO): G protein-coupled receptor signaling pathway
Cellular component (GO): plasma membrane
Molecular function (GO): olfactory receptor activity; G protein-coupled receptor activity
Source: RefSeq, a predicted model, not a curated record